Molecule: messenger RNA, 3200 nt
Organism: Darwinula stevensoni
Lineage: Eukaryota; Metazoa; Arthropoda; Ostracoda; Podocopida; Darwinulidae
Source: the annotation of a GenBank genome assembly
CACGAGUGAGACUCGUCGUCGUUCCGUACUCGACUCCUUUUCUCUCGUCUUCCAGCAUUCACGAGUCGAUGGCGUGCGGAAUCGUGCGGUGAAGAGGUUUCGACCGCGUCCGCGACGUUCGUCCUGCUCGGAGAUAGAAAAUUUUAGUGGGUCAUACUGGGCAGCCGGUGAGAUGGAAGAGAAUGGAUAAGGAUGAUCCCUUCCGGUCGCCAUCAAUCCUUCCGGCCUUCCUCCUCCUCUGUCUUCUCCCAGCUUCCUUCCAUCAGCCCGUCUCAGCCAAGACCGAGCAAGGAACGCAGCACGCUCGCGAGGAACCCGACGUCUGGAAGAGGUACUCUUCGAAACGCGUACGAAAAGUCGGAUCGAAAGAAAGGAAAUCGCGGCGUCCGAUCGCGCCUUCGUUCGGCCUCGUCCCUAGGUCCGUGGGGUUCCUCCGCUCGGGUUUGAGCGCCUCUGAAACGGGACGUGAUCUCGGGGGAGCCCGGGACGGGGUCGUCCGGGAUGGGGUCGUCGUCCUGCGAUCUGCAUCCCGAGCGAAGAAGACUCUCUGCGUGCAUCGCCAAAGGGUUAAGAGUGUACGGACGGGACCGGGAGCAGAAGAAAAGGAAGGCCCAGACUUCAUACGGAAAGAAGAGUCAUUUGCCGUCUCGAAGCCGAAGGAAACGAGAUCCCACGAUCCACGGUCGUCCUCAUCUCGUCCGGUGCCACGGAUCCUUGGAUUCGGGCCGACCCGAUCCCACGCACGUGUUGCGGCCGUGCAGAGCAACAGGAACCGCUCGGAAUCCACUCGGAAGAGUGGAUUUAAAAUGCUAGGAAACGAUGACGGUCGAUGCUACCUGAGCACGGGAGGAGGGAGCGUGACGCUCCUGGUGCAGGAGAGCGUGGAACCCGGGCAGGAGGUAGGGAGCGUGGACGUCGUGGGGGAGCCCGAUCGAGACAUCCGGCUUUCGCUCAUCCAAGGCCAGGAGCACGUGGACAUCGUCCCCGGCACCAAGAUCCUCCGUCUCAAGCAUCCACUCGAUAGAGAGGGAGAAGAGGGUCCCCCCUCGUUGAACCUCGGAGUGGAAUGCGUUCGCAUCGGUACAAAUUAUCCCGUGAGUUUCUCUCCGGUGGAUUCUCGUCCCGUCGCGGUUGCAGGGUCUGAAAGACCGGAUGGGUUCCAGGCGGUGGUGAUCCCCGUGUACGUGAAGGUGCUGGACGACAACGACAACGCCCCCGAGUUCGUCGGAGCCCCCUACACCGUCAACGUCUCGGAGUUGACGGUUCCGGGGUCGACGAUCCUGACGGUUCGAAGCCGCGAUAAGGACCAGGACGGCCCUCACAGUACCGUACAGUACGCCAUCGUCCAGGGUCUUCAUUCCGACCUGGUGGAGUUCGUGCCGGGCCCGUCGGGUGGGCUCCGUCUCCGAGAGCGGUUGGACCACGAGAAACUGAGCCGGUUCACGGUCGGGAUCCGGGCGCUGGACCAGGGUCAGCCGGUCCGGCACUCGGAGUCCAGCAUCACGGUCAUCGUCCUCGACGGCGACGACCAGAACCCCAAGUUCCACCAUCCCAAGUACACUGCCAAGCUGCCUGAACCCCCCAAAAAGGGGCUGCUGCUAGCAGUGGAGCCUCGAGGGAUCAGCGCGUACGACCAGGACGUCGGACUCAACGUGCCGCUGCUCUACUCACUCGAUGCAGACGAGGAGGAGUCCAAGUACUUUUGGAUGGACCCGUACACGGGGAAGGUACGAGUGAAAGAGGACAUCCCGGAUUCCGCCCUUCGGCAGCCCCUCACUCUUCUCAUUAAGGCGACGCAAUCGGACAACCCCGAUCGGACGGCGGUGUCCACGUUGACGGUGUCCAGAGAUGGCUUGUUCUUGGAGAGACUGGAAUUCCUCCAGGAAGUGUUCUCGGCGGUCGUGAUGGAAAGCAUCCCCGUCCCCUCCACCAUCAUUCGGCUGGCCACGAAUCACAUCGCCGACAAGAGCCUGAUGUUCACCUUCGAGUCGGCCCCGGAGGAGAGAGGGAACAUUGAUUGGUUGAAGUCGUUUGCCGUGAAUUCUCAGCACGAUCUCGUCCUCCGGAAACCUCUCGAUUACGAGCAGAGGAAUCGUUUUUUAUUUCGAGUCCUCGCCUCCAACGGUAUCACGAACGCGAGUGCGUGGAUCAACGUGACUGUACUGAACGUGAACGACCACGACCCGGAGUUCGACGCGCCCGAGUACGGGUUCGUGGUGACCUCGAACGCCCCCCGCCCCGGGAUCCGCGUGGGCGGGGUGAAGGUCAAGGACCGAGAUGCCGGGGAUCGCAUCUCCCUUCACCUCCGGGGUCCCCACGCCAGGUCCUUCUCGGUGGAAGAAGACGGGAGCGUUUACCUCAGGAACAUGGCGGUACUCAACGUCUCGACGGCGCAUUUCGUCGUCAUCGCCAGGGACUCCGGCUCUCCGCCGAGACAGGCGUCGGUACCGGUGUCGGUGAGGUUCCCGUCGGGCUUGGUCAGCGGACUGGGCUGGGGCUGGGGAGUCGGGGAAGAUGCCUCCUCCUGGUUGCUCAUCGCUAUGGGCAUCCUGCUCGGCAUCCUCUUCUUCACCGUCAUCGCCCUCAUCCUCUACAUCUCCAAAAGUCGAAGUGCGGAGGAAGGGAGCGAGGACGAGAGGAGAGGAGGAAAGAAGAGGGGGGAGAACGGGUUGGGGAAUCGGGUGGGACCAGCCCCCCUCAUCCCAGCCUUCAACGUCUCCCUUCAAACCCCUUCCACCUCUCCUUCGCCUUUCAACCGGAUUCCCUCCGCUUACAGUGGAACGAGCAGGAACGGGACGGUGAGGAACCCGUUGGCGUUGGGAAUCGGAAGGGGUCCCACUCCGCAGCCGCAACCGCAACCCCAGCCCCAUCCGGGAUUCUCUCGGACUCCCUCGACCACGUCUUCCCACCUCGCCAGGGGCCCCAAGGUGAGCUCACGUCUCGCUUCCUCGGACGUCUCCCACGCGGAAGCCGAAGGAAUGAGGAUCCGCGUCCAGAGACCCCUGGAUCCGUCCGUGAGUGCCACCCCGGCUCCGUCCCCGGAAAAGCCCCCGUUGACCGUCUACUUCUGAUUCCCUUCCCCGUCGCGAAGUCGAGGAACGACAUCGGCCGGAAAGUCCCGAGAGAUGCCUGCCCGAAUCCCGACGCGUGUUCUUCGUCUGUGAUACCUAUCGACGACUUCGUGCCCCAGGAGUUCGCAU